CCUCCUGCUGCUUCUCCAUUCUUUGUUGCCCUCUCUCCAUCCAACAUCAACUUGGAAUUGAGCCGACGGACACAUAUUUUGCACCGCUUCUGUUUAUUUAGAGCGCUGAGUAGCCCAGGCAGCUGCGGCCAUGGAAAUGCAGCGCUCGAACUACCGUGCGGAUUCAGCGAUGAAGAGCGCACAUCGUCGCGAACCCUUUCCGCGCGGCGCGUCUGCAAUGUCUUCGCAGAACUCGGUCGGUCCAGGCAAUGUACAAAUACCACACUAUAAUCCCGGACAAGAUUCAAGCUUGGAAAUGUCUGCGCCGUGCUUUGCGAAUUGGAAUGACUGGACAUGGCAGACCAAUCACCUUACUGGCUCAUUUGUGGACACCGACACCGUGCCCUAUAGUAACAGCUCGAUGACUCAGAGCACCGCCGUAAAUUACACUCAAGAUACCUGGCAAAGUGCGGUGACGGAUCAGUUCGACUGUGACACCAGCGGUAGUCUAACGAACCAUGUCGAUUCGCACAUUUCUGACCUUCCUGCUUGGACAACCCAGUCCCCCUUUCAGACUCGAGAUGCCUCCAUGCCGCAAGGUGGAGACCUGUCGCAUCUUCAAAACGUGAGCGCAACUCCCACAGCUUGGUUUGAAUCACGUGAUGUCAGUCAAGACAAUGUGCUUGAUUCGAGUUCUCAACAGGCGCAACUGAUGUCUGAGACUCUCUCUGCCAAUCAUCGUUGGCUACCGCUGUGUCGCAAGGUGGUGACAGUCAUCACAAAUGCCAUGUGCAGAUCAACAUCCGUCACCACGGAUUGCUUCUUUGGCAUGUGCAUGCUUGCAAAUACCCCCGAGAUCCCACUGAGUGAUGUUAAACUUGCAACAAUCGGCACAGACGCCUUGACUCAAUUGUGCAGCAUGGAUUCGUUCACGCCCAGGCAGAUCCAUGGCAUUGCUAUCCUCGCGGGUUGCAAGGAUGACGAGGUCAAGCGUUGCCUGUCGGAUGGGAAACGGGAGUCACACGAGGCUGCUCUGCCUCAACCUGCAAGGCCGCCGCCACGUCGUCGCAAAAGAGCUAGGCCAAGCUUCACGACGCAGGUCGAUAUCAUUCCCAAAACUAAGCGUCAGGAUGUGGGGACUACCGAAAGUUCCUCGAAAGAAACAGCCCACUCGAUGGUCCCCGUUCCUUUGUACCAAACUGCCGCGGCCGCCCUUGCCAAGAACCCGUUAUUCUGUGCGAGAAAAUGCACCGAGGAGCAAAAGAUGGCGAACAAAGCGAAACCAAGAGAUCCAGAGAAGCCGUAUUCAUGCUUAAAUCUUUGCGGGGAAGCCUUUGCGGCCGCCGAUCUUCACGGAUUUAAGAGACAUCACCUGUCAAGUACUCCUCAGCAUGGCUGGCUGUGCAACAUCCCAGCAGAGCUCAAAGAUGACGCGGGCAACCGGAUCUGCACUGUGUGCGGUCUUGAGAACCCCAGCGAUAAGCACGUGGCCGAGAACCACCCUAAGAUCAUCCCUUGCUCGGACAAACCGAUCAACGUGAUCCGGAACCAAAAGGGGGGAAGACUUUUUGUGAGGCGCGACAAAUUCGACGAGCACGUUCAAAAGCACAAGGGAACCCCAAGCGCCAAGUCAUUCCACGGUUGCUGUGUUGACGUUCAGGGCAAUUUCAACCCUCAGUGCGGAUUUUGUGGGUGCCAAUUCUCAACACUGGAAGAGAAGCUGGAACAUGUCGCCAAGAUGCACUUUGAUCGUGGUGAGUCGAUGGCAAGUUACCAAGAUCCUUGGCACGGGCCUCUGGAGCAUAACUCCGGUAGCAAUGGUGGCGACGACGAUGAUAAUGACGAGAAUGGUGGAGAUGGAGAUCAGGGAGCCGAUGAUAGAAACAACGAUGGUGGUGGCGAAGCAGGCGAGGGUGAUGAUAACAACAAGAACGAGGAUGAUGCGCACGAUCAGGGGCCGCAAAGUGAGGAUAUUGACCCUGGUGGUCGCCGUCGUGAUCCUGACCUUCACCAAGACAAGAAAAGACGCCGCCAGCAUAAUCAUCGACCUUAUAAUGAUCGCGGCUCAGAUGAAACGCUGCGACAAUCAGAAUCGGACGACUCUUGCAGACACCGGUCAAAUCAUCUGAGACUAUCCAAGGACUUUAAGCACCUCUUGCGUAGAAGACGCGCUCAUAGAAAUUCCUUGGGAUUCUUUGUGACGGGGUCGUCUUUACUGCAGAUCUUAACCGCUAUUGCCACUCAAUUCAACGGAUUCACCGUUGAGCCUGCUAUGCUCAGAAGAGUUGAACCUCCAGAAGACACGUCUGAGGAGCACGACGACUCCGAUCGAAACGAAGAGGUGAGAUUCGAACUAUGCGACUGGUCUGGUGUCGAGACUCAUGCACCGUUGGGCUACGGCGCUACCUCUGUCGUUGACAAGAUACGUCUGUCGAGUCAGGGCCCAUACUUUGCCCUCAAGCAACAGAAACUUGGCCAACACGAAAUAUCAAAGGUUCGGAGUGAAGUGAAGUUGUUGCUAAACGUUCAACACCUCCAUGUCUCACGACUGGAAGGAAUGGCUUUCCAAGACAAGACAUGCUCUAUACUUUUGUCACCUGUAGCUGACACCACGCUGGCCACCCUGUUGCAGGCAGAUCCAUCAGCCUCGCAAGAGACGACCUGGACCCUGAAGUUUGGAUGCCUUGCUCAAGGAGUUAAGGCGCUGCACGAUGCAGACUUCUGCCACCUAGAUCUCAAGCCUGACAACGUCCUCAUCACAAGUUCUGAAUCUUGGAUCAUCGGUGAUUUCGGCGCAUCUUCUCAUGGACCUCAGCCCAAGCCUUCGGCGUGGACACCGAAAUAUGUAGCCCCGGAAAUUCAAUCGAAGUUAGCGGCCUCGAAGGCAUCAGAUAUUUGGUCGCUUGGCUGCAUUGGAUUGGAGCUCCUUUAUCACUUUGGAGUAGAUCCGACCAGGCGAGAUGACAAUGUGCCCUGUUUGAACCAGAAGUCUUUCUUCUUCAGUGAGCACAUUGCCGAGCUUUCAGCAUGGCUCCAGACGGAAGCUUUGUCGUCCAGCCAUCUCAGUGUCUCGCAGUUCGAAGUUCUUCGACGUACAAUAGAAGCCGACCCUUUGCGAAGGCCAAGUAUCGAAGAGGUCGUCACUGUUUUCACGCCCGGCCCAUGUUGUGCUUUUGUCAAACCCUUCAAAUCACUGAGUGCUGCGGACGAGAAUACGUCCGCUGCAGACUUUAGAUAUCCCCUGCUUGCCAUGCACAAGCGAGAGUUUCGGCUGAUCUCGCUCCGGCCAUAUUCCGGAGAUUCCAUAUCAUGCGAACUUGAAACUUUCAGUCUCGACGAUGAGCUCAGGUACAAAGCGCUGUCAUAUACUUGGGGCACCUCACAUAAUUCUAGUCUCAUACAUGUGAAUGGCAGCCCGUUUCUUGUUAGGAGGAACCUAUACGAUCUCCUGGUCUCUUACAAACAAAGUCAAACGUCCCCGAUAGACCGGGUGUGGAUUGACGCACUAUGCAUCGACCAAAGCAACGUGAAAGAGAAAAGCCAUCAAGUAAGCAUGAUGAGAGACAUAUACGAAAAAGCUUCAGAGGUAAUAGUAUGGCUCGGGCCUGGAACUUCGUCCCAAAAGAAAGCAAUGGUCAGCUUACGACAGGCUGUUGACGGGCACUGGAGUCAAUCGGCGGCCCUAUCCUUCGGCACUGACCUAUUCAUGGCUUGGUGGACGGUCAUGGAAUUGUUUGAGCGGCCAUAUUGGAAGAGAGUUUGGACAAUCCAAGAGAUACUAGUUGCCCGGAAAUUGACCAUUCGUUUGGGCGAUGAGAAUUUAUCCUGGGAGACGUUGCAACAACUUGCGCCGCAUAUCGGAUGGGGAAGAGACUAUCAUUAUGCCGACUAUGGAAAAAGCUUGUACAUGCAUCGAAACGAUUCAAAGUACGAAAGCAAGCUCUGCCAUCUCCUGGUGAACGCGCGAGGCUUUGAAUGUAACGAUCCACGAGACAAAGUGUACGGCCUGCUCGGCCUCACGAGUGACAUCAAGCUUACGCCAGACUAUACAGCAUCGGUUCAAGAUGUUUACAUUCAGACGACGAAGGCGUUGUUGAUGGAAGGUUAUCUCGGGAUACUGACAGCCUGUGGCGACCUGGGUCACUAUUCUAAAUUGUUGCCGUCUUGGGUUCCUGACUUUUCGGUUUCGCGAAACUCGAGUAUCCCCGGUAAGGAUCAGUUACUACAGGCCUGGGACAGCCAAGACCACUCGCCUCUUGCCUUCCUCGAUGGGAAUAUACUCAAGAUCAGGGCAUACGAGGUCGACACCGUCAAGGACUUGAUACCAAGGAGCCGUAACCCGAAACGUGAGGUGAGUUUAAAAACUGGUGUGGGCGGGCGCCGACGUGCCGCCGACAGCCUUUUCACAAGAGGGGCGGACUCGUUUGGUUAUCUUCGCGAGCGAUUGCAGCGAUUCAAAUCGAUAGCUCAGACUCGAAUUUCGAGGCCGUCCACGCCGACGAAUGAGCGUCGAGAUCCUCUUUGCAACGUCACAACGUCGCUAGGCGACGAGACCAUUGAGAAUUUGGAGUCGAUGAGCAUUGGAAUGCGUCACUUGUGCGGCAUGCCGCGGGAAAUGGAGUUCCCCGGGAAGAGUUUGGAGAUGGACAAGGUCAUGUUCACCACUCGUCACGGCCAUGUAGGCUUGACUUUAAAGACGGUAAAGAAUAGAGACGUGCUCGUCAAGUUUCAGAGAUCCGGGCCUGUCUUUAUCCUUCGGCCAAGCGAGCAUGGCAGGUUCCAGUUGGUGGGUACGUGUGUAACGAAUGCGAACGAGGAUGGCGGAGCGGAAGAUGUGCUUGCGCAGCCAAUAUUCUACAUUGAGUAGAAGUCAAUGCGAGAUCAAAACUCUACUUUGGUUCGUGAGGAAAUCGACAUGAGACGAAAAUUCUAUGUUGAUCUUAUCUUCAAACUAAUGUGCAAUUUGAUCUCACGUUGACUUCUAGUAAAAGUAGAAUCAUGAAUUUUUUUUCUCCUUUUUUUCUAGAAAAAAUUCUUUCAUUUUUCUUGGAUCCAGAAGAUACCUUAUCCAACACCUAGUCACUAUAACUUAACG
Molecule: messenger RNA, 5074 nt
Organism: Verruconis gallopava
Lineage: Eukaryota; Fungi; Ascomycota; Dothideomycetes; Venturiales; Sympoventuriaceae
Exons: 3
Coding region: 131-4846 (1571 amino acids)
Biological process (GO): protein phosphorylation
Molecular function (GO): protein kinase activity; ATP binding
Source: RefSeq, a predicted model, not a curated record